AUGGUGCACAUUGUCACAGGACAGCUCUCCCGUGGGGGCCUGUGCUGGCAGGUGAGAGAUGAGCCACUUGGUCACGUCUUGACUUUUGCCACAGUUGCACACAGCGUCCUUGGCCCCAGGCUGGAGAGACAGGAGUCAGGGAGCGGUCCCUUAGCAGCUCUGCAGAGACCUUUGAGCCCCGGCUGUAGGGCUGCUCUCCCAGGGCCUCGGGUGGGGGGUCAUGGAAAGCACCUGAGGUUCGCUGAGGUGCCAGGGGUACCCCCGGUGCCAGAUGAGACUGAAGGUCCGUGUGUUCACAGGGACUUGACUGAGAACCCCAUGACAGCUCUCCCCAAUGGUUCCUUCCUGGGCUUCAUCCAGCUGCAGAGCCUCGCGGUGCCGCUGACCCUGGAGUGUCCAGGCGGGAGUGACGCCUGGCAGGACGUGACAGCGGAUGGGAGCAGCCGGCUGUGCCAGGGACAGAGGAACCCCUGCAACAGCUCUGUGGAACUCGCCUGGCCAUGCCCUGAAAACUCUGUAUGUGCCCCUGACGGACCCGGCUUCAGCCAGUGCCUCUGUGACAAUCCCUUCCACGGCUACAAGUGCCUGCGUGAGGGAACAUUCCCGAUGCUUCUCUUUGGAGGAAUCCUGGGCACUGCCACUGUGUCCCUGUCCCUGCUGCUGUGGGGCACCCAGCGGAGGAAGGCCAAGACCCCCUGAGCAGGGCAGGGGGCCGUGCCUGGGCUGUAAGCUCUGAGGCCUGGGAGGCUCUCGGGAUCAAUAAAGCUGCAGAUCCUC
Cyanistes caeruleus (blue tit) is the source of this 777-nucleotide messenger RNA. The record is from RefSeq and is a predicted model, not a curated record. Lineage: Eukaryota; Metazoa; Chordata; Aves; Passeriformes; Paridae.